Molecule: messenger RNA, 249 nt
Organism: Peronospora matthiolae
Lineage: Eukaryota; Oomycota; Peronosporomycetes; Peronosporales; Peronosporaceae
Source: the annotation of a GenBank genome assembly
AUGGAGCGCAUCUGUACAAAGCCUACGGAUGUUUCAACGACGGCAUGUUUCUGCACUAACCUGACGGUGCCAGUGCUGACUAUUGAGGUGCAGGGUGCGGACUUUGUAGCACUGCAGAGCUCGAUUUGUCCUGUGGGGAAGAACGUUUACUUGGGCCUUCGUCAGUCUGCGCACGAAGCGCUCGCGUGCCGCAAAUUUAUCAGGAAGGAAGGAUAUGCCGACACUUUCGAUCGCUUGAGCCAUUUGUAA